AUGGUGGAGCUUAUCAUCGACACCAACGCCGACAUUGACGUGCUUCUCCGCGAGCUGCAGCGACUGAAGAGGACGCAGACGACGGCUGCCGUACGGCCGGCUGCUGCUCUCUCAUGGGCCGACAUUUAUGCGGACCCUACGCUAGUGGAGUUGUUUCAAGAGCGCCUAUCAAGUGUGAUGAGUGCUGCAAAGAACCAACGUGUCAUUCACUUCCCGCGUGAACGUUUGUUGAUUGACAACAACGGUGAUGCGGAGGUGGAGCUGCUGGCGCCGCAUCUCCGCAUCCUGCCGGAGAGCGCGAUCCACAGCAGGUCCAAGCAGGAGGAGCGUAGGGCGGACUUCAAGGAGGCGAAGCUAAAGGCAUUGAAGGCGCAUAAGGAGAAAAUGCUACAACUCGCUUUGCAGCGCAUUGAGCUGUUGGGCAGUGCGGGCGGAAGUUCCUGCGCGUCAACUGGCGCUGCGGCGGAGGGAGCGGAAACAGGCGUCGAUAUGCCGCCAGCUACUCCGCUUGACGUUGACGGCGAGAAGGCCAGCACGGAGGCAGCGGACGAGGAGAGUGAGGGUAGUGCUCCGCCGCCACCACCACCACCACCCGCCGAUAGCGAUGAUGAUGAUAGUGCGUCGGAGGGAGCCGACAUGGAGGGGGAUGAUGAUGACGACCCUCCGCCGCCGCCGCCACUGGAAGACGAUGAUGAUGAUAAUGCGUCGGAGAGAACCGAUACGGAUGGGGAUAAUGAUGAUGACCCACCACCACCACCGCCGCCGCCGCCACCGCCGGAGUAG
This is a messenger RNA of Trypanosoma rangeli, 783 nucleotides long. RefSeq lists its product as uncharacterized. Bases 1 to 783 code for a protein of 260 amino acids. The record is from RefSeq and is a predicted model, not a curated record. The transcript has a single exon. NCBI's taxonomy places the organism in Eukaryota, Euglenozoa, Kinetoplastea, Trypanosomatida, Trypanosomatidae.